Messenger RNA from Triticum dicoccoides, 2320 nucleotides. RefSeq names its product ATP-dependent DNA helicase Q-like 1. Gene Ontology annotation, biological process: double-strand break repair via homologous recombination. Bases 114 to 1979 code for a protein of 621 amino acids. The record is from RefSeq and is a predicted model, not a curated record. Gene Ontology annotation, molecular function: four-way junction helicase activity; 3'-5' DNA helicase activity; nucleic acid binding. Lineage: Eukaryota; Viridiplantae; Streptophyta; Magnoliopsida; Poales; Poaceae. The transcript is spliced from 10 exons. Gene Ontology annotation, cellular component: nucleus; chromosome; cytoplasm.
AGCCGAAGGAGACGGCGCGCGCCCAGCUCUUUCCCGCGUCCCCGCUUACCGACAUUAGGGUUUCGAUCCGUGCCGGCGUCCGCGGGAGGCGGAGGCGUGCUUGCCAGCCGGAGAUGGAGGAGCCUCACUGGGAGAGGGAGCGUCUCCUGGACCUGGCCGUCGACUACGGCUUCGACCGCGACUUCGCCGUAGCCGCCCUCUCCCGCCUCGUCCACCUCUACGGAGAGGGUGGCCAAGAUUUCAUUACUGUGGAGAACUGUGGCGAUGAUUUUAUUGCUGCAUUGGCUGAUGCAACACAACUUACUGAUGACUGGGAUGACCUGAAUGCAAUAGAGACUGAAGCUUGUGGCAAUUUGAAUGAAAUGAUGAGGAAGGGUGUAAAUGAUGAAAAAGGAGGAGUUGUUCUGGACACUCCUUUGUUCAAAAGGGCAGAUUCCUCCAGUCAACAUAAUCCGAAAGGUUUAAAAAUAUCGAGCUUUUCCUCUGAUGAUUCAGAUUUUGACAUAUUUGAUGAAACAAACACCCACCGUGAUAAUAACGUGGGUACCCAGAAGAAGCCACAAACAAGAAACUCUAAAGCUCAGACAAGAAGCUCAACAAAAUCUACUGUGACCAAAGGAACCAAGAGAUAUGAAUCAACAACUCCAGCUUCAAAUAGAGAGGGACAGCCAAAUGCAUGUCUUCGGAAGAGAGAAAUUUUGAGUUAUGAGCAGCUUUCUUCUCUAGAUGACAUCAAUUUGGCCAAUGCUGUCAUCUUUGGCAACAAAAGUUUUAGGCCCCUGCAGUAUGAAGCUUGUAGUGCUGCACUGGACAAUAAAGACUGUUUUAUACUUAUGCCAACAGGUGGUGGCAAAAGCUUGUGUUAUCAGCUCCCUGCAACAUUGCACCCAGGUGUUACCGUUGUUGUGUGUCCAUUGCUGUCACUUAUUCAGGAUCAGGUGGUUGCUUUAACCUUCAAGUUUGGGAUACAAGCAGCAUUCUUGAAUUCUCAGCAAACUUCAGCACAGGCAUCUGCAGUUAUCCAAGAGCUUAGAAAUGGCACACCUUCUUUCAAACUUCUGUAUGUCACACCUGAAAGAAUGGCUGGAAACUAUUCCUUCAUGGAGAUCCUCAAAGGCUUACACCAGAGGGGAUUGCUAGCAAGGUUUGUGAUUGAUGAAGCACACUGUGUAAGUCAAUGGGGACAUGACUUCCGUCCAGAUUACCGAGGCCUAGGAUGCCUCAAACAGCACUUCCCUAGAGUCCCAAUCAUGGCUCUAACUGCAACAGCAACUGAAGCUGUCCGUAAGGACGUCCUCAGUACCUUGAGGAUCCCAAACGCUUUGGUACUUAAGAGGAGCUUUGACAGACACAACCUCAAAUACAUGGUGAUUGGCAAGACGAGAACUCCCCAGAUGCAGCUGGGUGAGCUCCUGAAAGAGCGUUUCAUGAACAUGUCUGGCAUUGUGUAUUGCCUCUCGAAGAACGAAUGUGCAGACACUGCCAAGUUCUUGAGGGAGAAGUACAAGAUAAAAUGUGCGCAUUACCAUGCUGGCUUGGCGGCCCGUCAGCGAAGCAGCGUCCAAGAGAAGUGGCACAGAGGAGAGGUCAAAGUUAUUUGUGCUACAAUAGCCUUCGGCAUGGGGAUUGACAAGCCUGAUGUGAGCUUUGUUGUCCACAACACGCUGUCGAAAUCGAUAGAAAGCUACUAUCAGGAGUCUGGGCGGGCUGGAAGAGAUGGCCUUCCAGCGCAUUGUGUGGUGUUAUAUCAGAAGAAAGACUUCAGCCGCAUCGUGUGCAUGCUGAGGAGUGCUGAUAACUUCAAGAGUGAAACCUUCAAGGUUGCAAUGGACCAAGCAAAGAAAAUGCAGGCGUAUUGCGAGCUGAAGACUGAGUGUCGCAGGCAAACUCUUCUGGGUCACUUUGGCGAACAGUUCAACAGUCAAAGGUGUAAAGAUGGCCCUAGCCCCUGUGACAUCUGUCUGAAGGAAGCUUCAUGAGGGCACUAAGAAAGUGUUGGUCUUAACUCCAUGAUGGCUUGCUACUUAGAAGCUGUGUUCCUACAGAACCAGUACAAGCUUUGUGAUGGUGAUGCACACCGUCACUGUACUUGAUGUUCAGGCUUUACGAUGGAUGCAGAGGACUGGAAGGGGUUAUGUUGAACAUAUUUUGGGAUUUUACCUUAUAGCUCUUCACUGCAUAUAUAAGCGCGUAGCGCGUAACCCUUUUAUGUUUCUCCUCUCGGUUCCUCGAAGUCUUGUUAUAAUCAUAUCAAGAUGUUAAGAGCUGAUUAAGCCUACAUUCAUACCAUAACAAUAGAGGUGUCUUUUCUUUACUCUUA